AUGCAUUCAGGUGAUGUUGUUGACCCGGUGGGUGGCCUGGACAACGCCCUUGGUGAGUCUGCAGGCGACAUCUUACUAUGUGAUAUUGGAGUUAAGGUGUUUCAUCUUAUGAGAAUGUUCUUUGAUAGUCAAGUAGCAACUUACAUUGCCUCUAAUUUGGUUUUCCAUGAGCGACCCUUUGAACACAAGCAUAAGAGGCUGCGCCAGACUGGGCAACAAGCUGGGCGCCCUAGGCGCAGGCAAGGCAAGUUGGGUGACGCCCGCGCUGGUGCAGGAUGUGGCACCAGGCAAUUGAGGCAGGUUAUGCAACGCCUGCGUAGGCAUAGAGGCGCCAAGUGUAGGUUGGGCGCUAGGCACUAG
This is a messenger RNA of Ilex paraguariensis (yerba mate), 360 nucleotides long. The record is from the annotation of a GenBank genome assembly. NCBI's taxonomy places the organism in Eukaryota, Viridiplantae, Streptophyta, Magnoliopsida, Aquifoliales, Aquifoliaceae.